This is a messenger RNA of Xyrauchen texanus (razorback sucker), 2340 nucleotides long. RefSeq names its product leucine-rich repeat-containing protein 15. The record is from RefSeq and is a predicted model, not a curated record. Lineage: Eukaryota; Metazoa; Chordata; Actinopteri; Cypriniformes; Catostomidae. The transcript has 2 exons. Bases 89 to 2155 code for a protein of 688 amino acids. Gene Ontology annotation, molecular function: protein binding.
UGUAUUGGGACAGUUGACGUUUACAAUCAUUUUGGUUCUGCAUGUGGCUCACAUCUUUUUGGCUGGUCUUGUGGAUCACAAUUUCAAAAUGUUUUGGACUCUGUCAGUGGUUUUGUCCCUCAUCGCAGUGGUUGGUGGCUGUCCGACACCCUGCAAAUGUCAAGAUACUGCUAUCAUAUUCUGUUCAGACAAAAAACUUCUAAUGCUCCCUAAUCUCCCUCGGGGUACCAAGAUAUUGCAUGCUAGACAUAAUAUGAUCCAGGCUAUCCCCAGUGAAGGUUUGGAAGAAUUGUCGAUACUGGAUCUCACCAACAAUCGCUUAAAUUUGUCACAGACUUCUGAAACCAUUUGGCAGAACAUGAGUAAUCUUACCAAGCUAUAUCUGAGUGGAAAUCUAAUUGACACAUUAACGCCAGGACAAUUUCAGGGCCUAGUAUAUCUUCAAGUAUUAGACCUCAGUAACAACUACAUUAAGACUCUUCCUCAGAAGUUUCUUUAUGGUCUGACCAACCUUCAAACCCUUAAUCUGAAUUUUAACCAAAUAUUCAGAUUUCCCUAUGGGGUCCUAGAUGGAGCUCCUGCUCUUGUGGAGCUCCAACUGAAAAGUAAUAAGAUCGAAAUGAUAGAGGUAGAUGUAUUUGAAAACAGCACCAAACUAGCUAGACUCUAUCUUUCUGAAAACAAUUUGAAAAGUUUAGGCAAUGGGAGUUUCAGGGGUGCCACCGGGCUGGAUCAGCUUGAUCUUAGUCGAAAUGUGCUAGUUGAGAUACCUAUUGUUGUCCUACAGGACACCACUAAUCUCACUAGCCUCAACCUUAAGGACAAUUACAUAACCAACAUUCCUGAUGAAGUUUUUUCUGAGAUUCCUGCAUUGAAGCAUUUAUACUUGAGUCAUAAUGCUCUUGUUUUUUUGACUGAUGGUUCCCUAAGAGGACUUUCCCAGCUGAAAGAAUUGGAUUUGAGUCGCAAUCAGUUGCAGUCUCUUACUUCACAAGUGUUUCAAGACUUGGGGGAACUAUUGAACCUUAAUUUGUAUCAUAAUCAUCUGAUGUCACUUCCGAAUGGUGUGUUCAACAAUUUAAGCAGGUUAACAGAGCUCCAGCUGGAUAACAAUAACAUCUCUGCUAUUCCACCUAAUGUAUUUCAUCCACUUUCAGCAUUAUAUGAUUUACAGUUGAACAGCAAUCACAUUUCUGAGCUCGACUUGCACACAUUUAUGAAGAUGAGAAAACUUAAGUAUCUUGACCUCAGCAACAAUAACCUUGUGAGUAUACAAAAACAACUCUUCCAAAAGACACAUAAUCUGAGGGAUCUAAAACUGGAGAAAAAUAAUAUCCACUCGAUUUCCCAGUCAUCUUUUAGAAGCCUGGGCAGACUGCGCAAUCUAAGGCUCAGCAACAACCACUUGUCAAGUCUCCAUCCAGAGCUCCUGACAAAUCUAUGUAGUUUACGUGAGUUAUGGCUGAAUGAGAACCAUAUAAAAACUAUCCCUAAUGGCUUUUUUACACAACUUAAAAACUUGAGUAUUCUCGAUAUGUCCAACAAUAAUCUGCAUUCCGUGUCCUCUGAUAUCUUCAAAGACCUGUUCACAUUGAAAGAGCUGGAUUUGAGCUUCAAUAAACUUGACAAGCUUCCAGACGACCUCUUCAAAUCCUUGGGAAAUCUUCAUUGGCUCCACUUGCAAAACAACCAGCUCACAGACUUACCCACCAAAGUGUUUUCUGCUCUAACCAACUUGGAAGAGCUCCAUUUGGACAGUAACCAGCUUCUUCACUUUGAUCCAGCACAGUUUGAAGGCUUAGUGAAAUUACGAGAACUAGAUAUUAAAUCUAAUCAACUGCGCUCAAUGGAAAAUGGGACACUGAUGCCUUUAAGAGCCUUGAAAAACAUCGAUCUUGGUCAAAAUCCCUGGGAUUGCUCUUGUAAAUCCAUUCUGUAUAUAAGUCAGUGGUUCAAUAACAAUACCAGUUUGGUAAAAACUAGACCCAUGUGCUCCUCUGGGCGAGGUAGGGAUCUUUCCCAUCCAGCUCAAUUUCCAUUCUCAUUAUCAGAGCAUUGCACAAGCAUUGCAUCUGCCUUUUUCAAUUUACACAUGCAUAACAUGGAGAAACUGACAGUUCUCAUCACUUUCUCUCUAGCUUUUAAUUUCCUCUAAGAUCUUUCAUUGCCUAAAAUUCUGUGCUAUGCUUGCCACCCAUAUGCAUGGUUGAAGUGUUAAGACAAGAAACCAGUCUGUGCUUCUGUGCAAAUUACUUAUACAUUUGCAUAUAUCUAGAACGUCAAUGAUUGCAUCAGAGAAACAAUUUACAUGAAAAUGUUCAAUAAAACACAGAAAAUAUA